Messenger RNA from Malus domestica (apple), 1239 nucleotides. RefSeq names its product ABC transporter I family member 17-like. Lineage: Eukaryota; Viridiplantae; Streptophyta; Magnoliopsida; Rosales; Rosaceae. Gene Ontology annotation, biological process: phosphate ion transmembrane transport. Gene Ontology annotation, cellular component: membrane. Gene Ontology annotation, molecular function: ATP binding; phosphate transmembrane transporter activity; ATP hydrolysis activity. The record is from RefSeq and is a predicted model, not a curated record.
AGAAAGAGUUGCGUUUGACUGGUGCAUUCUGCUCUAGGGAAGGCUUUAUUCAUGCACUCACAAUUCUGUGUACCUCCCUAACAACUCCCCUCUUCAUCUCAAUCCCCACUCCAAGCCCCCAGAUCACACAUUACUACAAUUCUCACUCCCUCUCAAAUCUACACAUGUCUUCACCUCUACCCGCUCAGCCACAUCCCUUCUUUGCUGAUGGGGUUCAAGCAGCUACAGAGCACCUACUCACUGUGGACAAUGGAGAAGCCCAUGGCGACGUGAAAUUCCGGAUACGAAAUCUGGCCAAGAAAUCAGACACCACAGGAGCUUCCAUACUCAAUGGGUUGACCUUGGACAUACCUAAGGGCGUCAUCAUGGGGGUCAUUGGCCCCAGCGGCAGCGGCAAGUCCACGCUGCUCCGAGCUCUCAACCGCCUCUGGGAGCCCCCGUCCGGGACUGUCUUCUUGGACGGCCAUGAUAUUCUGGACACGGACGUCCUCAGCCUCCGCCGCAAGGUCGGCAUGCUCUUCCAGCUUCCUGUUCUUUUUGAAGGCACAGUUGCAGACAAUAUACGUUAUGGUCCUCAACUGAAGGGGAGGAAGCUGAGUGACGAGGAUGUUCACAAGUUGCUAAACCUUGUAGACCUUGAUUCAUUCUUUGCCACCAAGACUGGUUCUGAAAUGUCUGUGGGUCAAUCCCAAAGAGUGGCACUUGCUAGGACCCUAGCCAAUUCUCCUGAGGUUUUGCUGCUGGAUGAGCCGACAAGUGCGUUGGAUCCAAUAUCUACAGAGCACAUAGAAGGUGCUUUAGUGAAGCUGAAGCAGAAACAGGGGAUGACCAUUGUAAUGGUCUCUCACAGCAUCAAACAAAUCCAGAGGAUUGCUGACAUUGUUUGCCUCCUUGUGGAUGGGGAGAUUGUUGAAGUUCUCAAACCAGACCAACUCUCUCAAGCCAACCAUCCCAUGGCACUACGGUUCCUUCAGCUCAGCUCUUAAGUUCUCUCUCUCUCUUUCUCUCUCUCUCUCUCUCUCUCUCUCUCUCUCUCUCUCUCUCUCUCUCUCUCUCUCUAGAUUGAUUUGGGAAUUUAUAUUGUUGUGUGCACAAUAUUUGCUUAGCAUUUGCUUGAUGAUGCCUUCUGGAAAAGAAGAAACUUUUGCUAGUAACUACUCUGAUAUUUGUAUUGGUUACAGUGAUUCAUAUACAUUUGAGAGGGGCCUAAGAACUAUAUUUACAGAAUUUGUAUUCCAA